AAAAUAAAAAUAAAAAAGAGAGAGAGAGAGAGAGUGAUUUUGUAGGGUUUACAUAUAAAACUGAAAUAUUGGAACAAUCUCCUCUUCUCUUCUCCAUUGCCAUUUAUCUCCUUCAUUCCCUCUGCAAACCCUAAUUUUCUUUCCUCUGUUUUCUUUUCCUAAGAAACUGGAAACAAUAAAGAUAACUUCAAAAGCUGUGGCAAUUCACCUUUUGUACGAAACCGCAGAGGUAAAAAUCAGCUGAUUAAAAAUGGAGAUGAGUCAGCUCGAUUCCGAUUUGCGUCUCCCUCCUAGAAAACGAUUACUUGCUGGUUACAUGAAACUAAACGGCAUCGGAUCUUCUUCUUCCUCCUCGACGCCUCCUUCGCCUGCUUUCCCUUCUUCUUCCUCAACUUCGAACUCAAUCGGAUCGUCAUCCUCCUCUGCUUCGACCUCUCGUUUCCACAGCGUCCAGAAUCAGUCACCUGAAGAGCACGUGGAGGCUGCGAGAUCCGCUGCUGCUUCAGCCCUUAAAGCUGCAAAGGCGGCUAGGGCAUUGGCUAACGAGAAGGCCUUGAUCUCCUCAAAGGCGAUUGCUGCGGCCAAGAGGGCACUUGAACUUGUUGAUUCUUUCCCUAAAGAAGCAAUGGCUGCUGAUUGCAAGGAGAAGAAACAUGUCUCCCUAGACCACUUGUCUUCAAAGGGAGAGCUAAGAAGGUACGAGGAAACAGAGGAUUUAGCGCGUAGGUUGCAGCGAGCUAUCGACAGAAGGUACCCUAAAGUCUUGCGAGCUCGCGAGGAGAAUGAUGGUCAAAUAAACAAGAAGCAGAAGAUGAACAAGACCGUAGUCGAUUCAGACAGCUCGUAUGACGGGUUAGAAUCAUACAGAACGUUGAAACAUCCUGAAGUGGAUUCGAUACCGACACCAGGGAAGGAGAAAGCAGAGGAACAAAGAAGAGGGAGAGUGAAGCUAAAGAAGUUUCCUUUGAGCAUUUGCAACUCUACCGAUCAAGAAAACGGUAUCUCCUGCAUGUCUCCAGAAUGUGUGAAGCAAAACAAAGCCGUACGGUCAUAGUGAGUUUUGUAUGCAGAAGAAAAGACUUUUUUUUUUUUAAUUCAAGUUUUGCCAUUUUCAGUAGAAGAGAAGAAUCACAUUUGUUGUUUAUUCAUAUAUGAAUUGUAUUUGCAAUUACGGUGUUGUAGAAUAAGGUUUGGUGGUAUUUUGGAUUCAUAGACGAAGGACGAAUGUAAUGAAGUUGAUGUACUUUUUUUCUUUGUUGAAUAUUAUUCUUUACGUUUCAAAUGAAA
Messenger RNA from Raphanus sativus (radish), 1287 nucleotides. Its product is annotated as suppressor protein SRP40. The record is from RefSeq and is a predicted model, not a curated record. Bases 251 to 1054 code for a protein of 267 amino acids. Lineage: Eukaryota; Viridiplantae; Streptophyta; Magnoliopsida; Brassicales; Brassicaceae. The transcript is spliced from 2 exons.